This is a messenger RNA of Lactuca saligna, 3746 nucleotides long. The record is from the annotation of a GenBank genome assembly. NCBI's taxonomy places the organism in Eukaryota, Viridiplantae, Streptophyta, Magnoliopsida, Asterales, Asteraceae.
CCAUAAUCCACGUACAAUGUGCUUCGGAACACAAUCAUAAUCACUUUCCAUGGUUUUGGCGAUUUUCUUCAAUCACUAACCAAUUUUUUCGUUCUUUCGUUUGAAUUAUCAGAUUCAAUCUCACUUUUUGAUCUCAAACAACAAACAAAAAGACUUGUAUAAAUCAAUACACGUUCGUAAUCUUUAAUUUGGUGAUGAUUAUCGUAUUAUUUUGAUCGGAAUUGUGCGAUAAGAUGGCAUCGGAACAAUUAAUGCCUGAGGGGGGAAGCGGGUCUCGUUACUCGCAAAUGCAAUCGGAGCAAUCGGCGAUGUCGUCGUUCUUCUCGCUUCAGAACCCGCCUGAGGCAAGUCGAAUUUUCGAUGAGCUGCCAAAUGCUACAAUCGUUCAAGUAUCUCGUAAUGAGGCUGGUGAUAUUAGCCCCAUGCUCCUGACUUACACUAUUGACUUCGAAUACAAACAGUUUAAGUGGCAACUAGUGAAGAAGGCUUCACAUGUAUUUUAUUUACACUUUGCAUUGAAGAAACGUGCCAUCAUUGAAGAAAUCCAUGAAAAACAAGAGCAGGUCAGAGAAUGGCUUCAAAAUCUAGGAAUCAUGGAUCAUCAUGCAGUUGUGCAUGGUGAUGAUGAAGAGCCCGAUGAUGAUGUCACACCAGUAACCAAUGAUGAGAGUGUCAGAAACAGAGAUGUUCCAUCAAGAGCAGCAUUGCCAAUCAUUCGCCCAGCUCUUGGAAGACAACAUUCCAUGUCAGACCAAGCAAAGCAAUCAAUGCAGGGGUAUUUAAAUCAUUUUCUUGGGAACCUGGACAUUGCAAAUUCUAGAGAGGUUUGCAGGUUUAUGGAGGCUUCUAAGUUAUCGUUUUGUCCAGAAUAUGGCUCAAAACAUAAAGAAGAAUAUGUACUUGUGAGACAUUUACCGAAAUUUCCAAGUAAUGAUGACAGUAGAAUGUGUUCUGCUUGUCAUUUGUUCAGCUGCUGUAAUGACAACUGGCAGCAGGUUUGGGCUGUUCUUAAACCGGGUUUUUUGGCCCUGUUAAAAGAUCCGUUUGACAAGGAGCCAUUAGAUAUUAUUGUUUUUGAUGUUCUACCUUCAUCAAAUGCGAAUGGGGAAAACGGAGUGUCAUUAGCACUUGAAAUCAAUGAACAUAACCCCUUACGCCAUGCAUUUGAGGUGUCAAGUGGGAAUCGAAGAAUAAGAUUAAGAAGUAAAAAUAAAGCUAAAGUAAAAUCAUGGGUUGCUGCCAUUAAUGAUGCUGGACUCCGGCCACCUGAGGGCUGGUGUCAUCCUCACCGGUUUGGCUCUUUUGCUCCACCUCGUGGUCUGACUGAUGAUGAUAGUCAAGCUCAGUGGUUUGUUGAUGGUCGUGCAGCUUUUGAUGCAAUUGCUUUAGCAAUUGAAGAGGCAAAAUCAGAGAUAUUUAUGUGUGGAUGGUGGUUGUGCCCAGAUUUGUAUUUGAGGCGUCCUUUUCAUGCAAAUGCAUCCUCUCGCCUUGAUGCUUUACUGGAGGCAAGAGCUAAGCAAGGUGUUCAGAUUUAUAUUCUCAUGUACAAAGAGCUUGCUCUUGCGCUCAAAAUUAAUAGCUUUUUUAGUAAGAAAAAGCUGGCAGCUCUUCAUGAGAAUAUCAGAGUUUUACGUUACCCUGACCAUUUCUCUAGUGGUGUGUAUCUAUGGUCCCAUCAUGAGAAAUUGGUCAUUGUUGAUUAUGAGGUAUGCUUUAUUGGUGGAUUAGAUCUUUGCUUUGGUCGUUAUGACUCAUAUGAGCACAAAGUGGGUGAUCAUCCUCCUACGAUAUGGCCUGGAAAGGACUACUAUAACCCAAGGGAAUCUGAGCCUAAUUCUUGGGAAGAUACUAUGAAGGAUGAACUGAAUCGUGAAAGAUAUCCUCGUAUGCCAUGGCAUGAUGUCCACUGUGCCUUGUGGGGACCACCAUGUCGUGAUAUUGCUCGCCACUUUGUUCAGCGUUGGAAUUAUGCAAAGAGAAAUAAAGCUCCCAAUGAGCAAACAAUUCCACUACUUAUGCCUCAACAACACAUGGUUAUCCCACAUUACAUGGGUUCUGGUAGAGAACAAGAAGAUGGAAAUACUGGACUCAUGAAUGCAACCCAACCAAUCAACAGACAGGAUUCUUUUUCCUCUCUUGCUGCCUUUCAAGACAUCCCAUUGCUAAUCCCACAAGAAGCUGAUGGAGUUGAUUCUGCUAGUGGAAAUUUAAGACAAAGUGGGUUGGGUAAAUCAAAUAAUAAUUUUCAUGGUCAGACUCAGCCAAGUAGGCCUCCAAGGGCUCCUUUUUCAUUUAGAAAAUCCAAAAUUGCACCUUUGUUUAUGGAUAUGCCAAUGAGAGGGUUUGUAGAUGAACAAGGGAGGUCUUCUGUUACAGUUGUGCACCCUCCCAUGAAGUCUCAUGAUAGAGAAUGGUGGGAGAGUCAGGAGAGAGGUAAUCUUGUUGUUUCUGCAGAUGAAAGUGGGCAGGUUGGUCCUCGUGUUACGUGUCGCUGUCAGGUUAUAAGGAGUGUGAGCCUUUGGUCGGCUGGGACAAGUCAAGUUGAAGGGAGCAUUCACAAUGCUUACUGUUCCCUUAUUGAGAAAGCAGAACACUUGGUCUACAUCGAGAACCAAUUUUUCAUCUCAGGUCUAUCUGGGGAUGAGAUCAUACGAAAUCGUGUGUUGGAUGCCUUGUACAAGCGCAUUAUGCGGGCAUAUCAAGAAAGGCAGUGUUUUAGGGCCAUCAUUGUUAUACCACUAUUACCUGGAUUCCAGGGUGGACUAGAUGAUGGUGGUGCAGCAUCUGUAAGGGCUAUUAUGCAUUGGCAAUAUCGAACAAUAUCAAGAGGACCCAAUUCCAUAUUGCAUAAUCUCUCUGAUCGACUUGGUCCCAUUGUUGAUGACUACAUAUCUUUUUAUGGUCUGAGGUCUUAUGGUAGACUUUCUAAUGAUGGUCUUGUUGCCUCCAGUCCGGUAUAUGUACAUAGCAAGAUCAUGAUAGUAGAUGAUACUGCAGCCUUGGUUGGGUCAGCUAAUAUCAAUGAUAGGAGUUUACUUGGAUUGCGUGACUCCGAGAUUGGAGUACUUAUUGAAGAUAAAGAGGUGGUUGGAUCGUAUAUGGGAGGCAACCCAUGGAAGGCUGGGAAAUUUGCAUUGAGUCUUCGUCUUUCACUAUGGUCUGAGCACCUCGGUCUUCAUGGUAGUGAGAUCCACAAAAUAGCUGACCCUGUAAUUGAUUCUACCUACAAAGACAUAUGGAUGGCAACUGCUGAGGAAAAUACCAUGAUCUACCAAGAUGUCUUCUCUUGCAUUCCUAAUAAUCUCAUACAGUCCAGAGCAUCUUUGAGGCAACGUAUGGGUGAAUUGAAAGGAAAAAUAGGGCAUACUACCAUUGACAUAGGAAUAGCUCCAAAGAAGUUGGAACCAUAUCAAGAUGGAAAUGCUAAAGGAAGUGACCCCAUGGAUAGAUUAGAGGGUGUAAGAGGCCAUCUUGUUUCUUUUCCUUCAGAUUUUAUGUGCAAAGAAGAUCUAAGACCCGUGUUUAAAGAAAGCGAGUAUUAUGCAUCCCCUCAAGUUUUCCAUUAAAUUUAUUUCAUGCCAUUUCAGGCAUGCGGGUAAAUAGAUACCAUUCUUUUUUGUUUCGGGUUUUUUGGGACAAAAUAACAUUCAUAUUUUUGGAUUUAUUGUAUAGAUUCCAUUCUUUAAUGUAUGCAUUCCUCCAAUUAUUUGAACAUACAUGAUCUUUAGUUUGAAACUGUUAUUGAU